Messenger RNA from Suncus etruscus (white-toothed pygmy shrew), 1628 nucleotides. RefSeq names its product Ras association domain family member 1 (gene RASSF1). The transcript is spliced from 6 exons. The record is from RefSeq and is a predicted model, not a curated record. Gene Ontology annotation, cellular component: nucleus; microtubule cytoskeleton. Gene Ontology annotation, biological process: Ras protein signal transduction. Bases 31 to 1053 code for a protein of 340 amino acids. NCBI's taxonomy places the organism in Eukaryota, Metazoa, Chordata, Mammalia, Eulipotyphla, Soricidae.
UGAGGAGGCGAGCCCCGGCCCAGCCGGGCCAUGUCAACCGACCCCGAGCUCAUUGAGCUGCGGGAACUGACCCCCGCGCGGCGCCCAGGCCCGGGCCGCACCCGGCUGGAGCGCGCCAACGCGCUGCGCAUCGCUCCGGGCCCCACGCGCGACCCCGCACGCCAGUUGACCCCCGGCCGCGGACACCGGUUCCAGCCCGCGGGGCCAGCCACGCACACUUGGUGCGAUCUCUGCGGCGACUUCAUCUGGGGCGUGGUGCGGAAGGGCCUCCAGUGCGCUUAUUGCAAGUUCACCUGCCACUACCGUUGCCGCGCACUGGUCUGCUUGGAUUGCUGCGGACCCCGGGAUCUGGGCUGGGAGCCGGCGCUGGAACGGGACACGAAUGUGGAUGAGCCAGUGCCAUGGGAGACCCCUGACCUUUCUUCGGCUGAGAUUGAGCAGAAGAUCAAGGACUACAAUGGGCAGAUCAACAGCAACCUCUUCAUGAGCCUGAACAAGGAUGGCUCCUUCACAGGCUUCAUCAAGGUGCAGCUGAAGCUCGUGCGUCCGGUUUCUGUGCCCUCCAGCAAGAAACCACCCUCCUUGCAAGACGCCCGCCGGGGCACGGUGCGGAGCACAGCUGUGAAGCGUCGGACCUCCUUCUACUUGCCCAAGGAUGCGGUCAAGCACCUUCAUGUGCUUUCCCGCACGCGCGCACGAGAAGUCAUUGAAGCCCUGCUGCGCAAGUUCAUGGUGGUGGAUGACCCCCGCAAGUUUGCCCUCUUUGAACGGGCAGAGCGCCACGGCCAAGUGUACCUCCGGAAACUGUCCGAUGCUGAGCAGCCCUUGCUGCUGCGUCUCCUCGCCGGACCCAGUGAGAAGGCCCUUAGCUUCGUCCUGAAGGAGAAUGACUCUGGGGAGGUGAACUGGGACGCCUUCAGCAUGCCCGAACUGCACAACUUCCUGCGCAUCUUGCAGAGGGAGGAGGAGGAGCACCUUCGACAGAUUCUGCAGAAGUAUUCCUAUUGCCGAAAGAAGAUUCAAGAGGCCCUGCAUGCCUGCCCCCUGGGGUGAUUGCUUGUACCCCUGGUGGAAGAAGGGGAGCAGGCAGCGCCAACGGCAUGCCGUGUGAAUGUGACAGGGCCCUGGUGGCCUGAAGAAUGAGUGUGCAUGGAGGCCCUCUCACUGGGGAACGAGCGCAGUGAACAGAAGGGGCUGGCCCUGUGUCCACCGGUGGGUGUAGCAGAUCAAGGUGCUGCACUCUUCAGCCCUUGUGUACCAACCAGGUCAGGGUGGGCCAGGGUUAUCCUGGGAAGCUGCUCCAGGCAGCAAGGGUAAAGCAGACAGAAAUAUCCUUAAUUUGUAUCUCAGAUACAACAUUCUGGGAGACUACAACACAGUGGGAUUAUGUUUGCAGGGAGCAGGGAAAAGUUUGUUUUGGUCUUGGAUGGAGGGGCAGUGAGAGUAAAGCCAGGGGGUGAGUCAGGAUAAGGCUGGCACCAAGAAGCGUCUCACUGGGCCAGAGAGCUAGUACAGGGGGUAAUGUCCUUGCCUUGCUUAUGGCCAGCUCUAGUUUGUUUGGUCCCUGGCACUGCUCUGCCAAGAAUGAUUCCUGAGCAUAAUUGGGGUUGCCCCCCCUCCAGCUUUUU